GAAUAUUCGGUUCUCUGCAAGUUCCGACAAUACAAGCCGAGACAGUAUAGUAGUGUAGCUGCGGCUUAUAAUGGUGGUAGCAAGUAUCCUGUACUACCAACAGCCGGAACGUUUCGUUGUCAAAUAAUCUAUAUCUGCCAGGAAUAUUAGUGAGGUCGAAACUCGAGGUGAAUGUGGACUGCAGUUUUUAUCCAACAAACUAGUAUCCCCAGAAAUCAUGACUACUUGGGAAUCAUCAGAUAAGCUUAUUAAAAAGGAAAUAAUACAAAAAGGCAGCUUCUCACAGAAGCCAACUGAAAUGUCUGCUUGCAAUGUGUACAUAGACAACCUUAAAUCUGUAAAUUUAUCUGUUGAACAGAUAAAAAAUUAUUUGCACAGUGAAAUCAUUGAAGCAGCUGGAAUUCAAGUCAUUGUUAUAGGCCAUGCAUGUUCAACGGUUGACAGAUGUAUUGAAAGAGCUGUUCAAACAAUGUCAUUAAAUGAGCAAAGUUUGACAACAAUAAAAGUUAUACCUAAUGAUUUAGCAAUGGAGAAAAUUAUACUAACAUUAGAACUAACUUUGAAAUCAUGUGAGUUUUAUAAACCUAUUUGGCUAUGGACUGAAGAAGAAAAGUAUGAGAACGCUAUGAAAUAUAAACUAAAGGGAGUUGAACUUUUCAAAGCAAAAAGGAUUGUUGAUGCAUUUUAUAGAUUUAGUAAAGCAUGUAAAAUUUUAAUAACUUUAGAGCCACUAGAAGAUAUUGAUAAACCAUUAGAAUAUAAAAUUGUAGAACUAAAGCAUAUUUUGUACAACAACAUGGCUGAAUGUCAAUUAAUAAGAAAAAAUUAUGACAAUGCCAUAGCUUUAUGCUGUAAAGUAUUAGCUAAAGAAGAAAAUAAUGUCAAAGCAUUAUACAGAAGAGGUGUAGCAUAUGGAAAUUUGAGAAAUUACAAGAAGGCAAUUGAUGAUUUGAAAAUAGUUGUAUAUUUAGAACCUAAUAACAGCAGGGCGCUAGAAAAAUUUAAUUAUUACAAUGAACAAUGGCGUAGUUCAGUUCACGCUUAUGAAGAUAUGGUAAGGAAAAUGUUCAAGGUUUAAAUAAUCAUGAUAUUGACAUAUUUGUAAGUUUGUAAAUUUUUUAGUGUUUAUAUAGAAAUAAAUUUUGA
Phymastichus coffea is the source of this 1146-nucleotide messenger RNA. RefSeq names its product FK506-binding protein-like (gene Bdbt). The record is from RefSeq and is a predicted model, not a curated record. NCBI's taxonomy places the organism in Eukaryota, Metazoa, Arthropoda, Insecta, Hymenoptera, Eulophidae. The coding region runs from base 218 to 1078 and encodes 286 amino acids. The transcript is spliced from 3 exons. Gene Ontology annotation, molecular function: protein binding.